Messenger RNA from Schistosoma curassoni, 2379 nucleotides. NCBI's taxonomy places the organism in Eukaryota, Metazoa, Platyhelminthes, Trematoda, Strigeidida, Schistosomatidae. The record is from the annotation of a GenBank genome assembly.
AUGCCUAGAUUUGCCCAGCUGGUGAUAGGGCCAGCUGGUUGUGGGAAAUCAACUUAUUGUAGUACAAUGCAAGCUCAUUGUGAAACAUUGAGGAGGAAAGUUGAUGUGGUCAAUUUGGACCCUGCAGCGGAGUUUUUUGAAUAUACUCCACUAGCGGAUAUACGAGACCUUAUUCAUUUAGAUGAUGUAAUGGAAGACGAGGCUAUACGUUUAGGUCCAAACGGUGGACUUAUUUUCUGCUUGGAAUAUCUUCAACAAAAUUUGAACUGGUUGGAUACUGCACUUGGUGAUAUAGAUGGAGACUAUUUAUUAUUUGAUUGUCCUGGUCAAAUUGAAUUAUACUCACACCUACCGAUUAUGCCACGAAUAAUUGAAUAUAUGCAAAGAAAAUGGGAUUUCCGUUUUGUUACAAUAUUUAUUUUGGAUGCUAGAUUUCUCGUAGAUUCAUCACAUUUUCUAGCUGGUGUACUGUCAGCUCUCUCUGCUAUGGUAUCCUUAUCAACUGCUCAUAUAAACGUAAUGUCUAAACUUGAUUUGUUAUCUGAACAAAAACAAAAAUAUGUCAUGGCUCGUUAUCUAAAUCCUGAUAUGGAUUACUUUUUUGAUCUGGAUCAAGUAUUUGAUGAAGAAGACGGUGGGGAACAUCACGAAAAGGAAGCCCCAUUUAAUAAACUUACUCAUGCACUAGCUGAUUUGAUUGAGCGUUACAGUGUAGUUCAUUUUGUCCCAUUAAACAGGGAUAAAGAAGAUACUAUAACAGACUUACUAGUUCAAAUUGAUCAAUGUUUACAGUAUGAUGAAGAAGUUGAUCCUUCAAAUCGAGCGUUUGACGAUGCUGAACAAGAGUUAAUUAUUGAAAUAAAUUAUGAAGUAUUCCUAAUCCUGACUGGUUCCCUUUCAUUAUGGUUACUUGAAAUAUUAUGCAAAUCAGUUAACUCAGGUUCUCAUACACAUUUGUUUUUGGAAACUCUUACCCAUGGAUUAACUGGUUCAAUGUUUUGGCUAUGUUGUUUGAUUAGUAUAAAUGGUAAACUAGAUUUAUAUACCACAGGUUACCGAAAAAAUAUAAUUAUGACUCUUGAGUCAUGUUUUUGGGCAGCAUUCGGUGCAAUACUACCGGAUAUUGAUCAUUUUAUAGCUUCAGGAAGUACAAGCAUUGAACUUGCACGUCAACUUCCUGGUAGACCAUUUUUACAUUGGGCUGGUUUAUAUCUACUUAUUUAUACUCUUUUAAUUAUUGGUUUAUUUUUCAUAUCUUAUCCUAUAUGUUUAAAAUUCAAUAGAUUUUUCACUAUAUUUUGGUGUUUCAUAUUUAUUCCAUUUAUAAGUCAUAUUAUACGUGAUGCAAAUAAACGUGGUUUAUGGUUAUGGCCUCCACCAGACUUUUAUACAUUAAUGAAUUUAUCAAAUUUUACAUAUAAUAUAUUAUAUCCUAGUAACCCGGGAAUGAUUCAUUUAAUUAGAACACUUUUAUUGUAUUUAGUUGUUUUAAUGUUUAUCAUUUUGGUAUUCCGUCAAUAUGCCUAUUCUUUUCAUUGGGAUAUAUCCAGUUUUGCACCAAUAACAUCUUAUUUUAUUGAUAAAACAUUAUCUUGUUUAAUCAUUAGUAUUCGUUCAAAUGAUGGGAGCUCUCAAAGAUGGAUUGCACGUCAACGUUCAGAUCCUUACGUAAAACGUGCUCAUCUUGAAAGUUAUAGAUGUCGUAGCGCAUUCAAAUUAUUACAAUUAAAUGAUAAAAUUUCCGGUGGAAUUUUUAAACCUGGUGAUAUUGUUGUUGAUUGUGGUGCUGCACCAGGAUCAUGGUGUCAAGUAGCUUCAUCUUUAACCAAUUGUAAUAAUAAUUUCAAAGCUUCAAAUAAUCAAAAUAAAGGUUUAGUAAUUGGUCUUGAUUUGUUAAACUUCGCACCAUUACCUGGUGUUAUUACAUAUUGUGGUGUUGAUUUAAAUAAUUGGUCUGAAUGUAUAAAUUUAAUUAAUCAAUCAAUUUCCAAUCAUUUUAACAAUAAUGAUAAUGGCCGUAAACCGUUACAAUCCAAGAGACAGAAAUCACUGCCCGGUGUUGAUAUUGUCCUCAGUGACAUAGCUCCAAAUGUGUCAGGAAUGCGUGAAAUCGAUAUACCAGCUAUGAUGACAUUAGCGUAUAAUAUUUUACGAGUAGCAAUCAGUGUUUCAAAAGAAGGGGCCAGUUUCGUGAUUAAAUUAUUUGAAAGUGCGGAAGCUGAAGAAUUUAAACAAACAGUUUCACAGUUUUAUACAUUAAAUUCAAAAUGUUCUUCAUUUACGCGUUUUAUUAAACCGGAAGCUAGUCGAAAAGAGUCAUCAGAAAUCUAUUUAGUUGCUAGAGGUUUUCAACUUCCCCAAAGUAAACAGGACAGUUAA